GCUAUCGACAUAUCGGCGUCUCUGUUGUUUUGUUGCAAUUUGCAAAUUAUCAACUAUUUGUUUUGUUGAGUAAACCCAAAAUGGGCGAGGAAACGAGUAAUGCUACGCAGAAUAAAACCAGAACCAAAACCACGCGACCCAAGGCGGUGUAUCAAUGGACCGUAAGCGAUGUGCUAAAGUGGUACAGACGCCACUGCGGGGAGUACACCCAAUACGAGCAGCUCUUUGCCCAGCACGAUAUAACCGGAAGGGCUCUACUCCGAAUCACAGACUCCUCGUUGCAAAGAAUGGGCAUUACGGACAACAGGGAUCGAGAGGCCGUUUGGCGGGAGAUCGUGAAACAACGUCUGAAGACAGACAUCAUGGAAAUCCGGGAUAUGGAGAGGCUCAACAUACACUAGGGGUAGAGAUACGCCUCGCACAUAUUUUGUUGUAAAAGUAGAAUAAUUUAAAAAGGAAAUAUAGUUAGGAUCAGAGAUACUAUUUAGACAGAUCUAAUACGGAAACUUUUUGUUUAAGAUCUCCUAGGACAUAUCAUUAUUUACUUUAAAUUCUGUAUAAUGACAAUGAAAUUUCUAUUCUAUUUUGAAAGUUUUGCUUUAAUUUAUCAAUUAAAUAUUAGUUUUAGCCAAGAAUGCUUAAAAUAAGACUAAAAAAUAA
This is a messenger RNA of Drosophila biarmipes, 660 nucleotides long. RefSeq names its product protein aveugle (gene ave). Gene Ontology annotation, molecular function: protein binding. The record is from RefSeq and is a predicted model, not a curated record. Bases 81 to 401 code for a protein of 106 amino acids. The transcript is spliced from 2 exons. NCBI's taxonomy places the organism in Eukaryota, Metazoa, Arthropoda, Insecta, Diptera, Drosophilidae. Gene Ontology annotation, cellular component: cytoplasmic side of plasma membrane. Gene Ontology annotation, biological process: cell surface receptor protein tyrosine kinase signaling pathway.